This is a messenger RNA of Aplysia californica (California sea hare), 527 nucleotides long. RefSeq lists its product as uncharacterized. The record is from RefSeq and is a predicted model, not a curated record. Lineage: Eukaryota; Metazoa; Mollusca; Gastropoda; Aplysiida; Aplysiidae. Gene Ontology annotation, cellular component: membrane.
CAGGUCUUUGAUUAGAAUACAUGGAGUGGUCUCUUUGGAAACCUAAUCAGUGAGUCAAGCAUUUCUGUGGAAUCAAUUCUACUGGAUUAGCAGUGCUUGUCCCAUCUAUUUUUAUCGAGUUUCCUUGUGCGUUGAGGAUUUAAAAGAGAUUUCGAAACAUUACCGGAUUUAUAAAGUGAAGUGUGCUGAAAAUUAACUCUUCACGUUUUAUUUAAUUUGUAAGUGUGUGCCAGAUCUGUGUUUGGAAAUAAAAGGUGAAUUUGUCAUCAUCGUCAUGGCGUCCUGUACUGUCAUCACCGCCAUCAUCUGCGUCCUCAUCACCACGGUGGCUGUCAUCGUGGCGUUUGCCACGCCCAACUGGGUAAAGUUUGAGAACUUGCCGGUUUCGGGGAAGAGCCUGUGCCAAUGCCUGAACUGUGACUGUGGCAUGUGGCUGCACUGUGUGGACACCGGCUCGGGGGACGGCUCCAUUGACAACUGUCGCUGGUUCUUCUCCGAGGAGUUUAGGAUUGAGAAGGAGCUUCCAG